AUCUGGCGGGAUGACUGCGGGGUCUGGGGUCAGGUCGGGGAAAGCCUAAGACACCAUGAGAGUUCGCGUGUCUGUGACCUCACCACCUCCUCCCUCGAGGGGCGCUGGGGGCUGUCUGGGGUCUGCGACCCCUCGGUGUGGGCCGGGCCGCUCGCGCGAGCCGUGCCCACGGGGGUGCGGGCAGGGCCAGCCGCGGUCGCACCCGGAAGUUAUGAGAUCCGACACUAUGGACCAGCCAAGUGGGUCAGCACUUCCGUGGAGUCUAUGGACUGGGAUUCAGCCAUCCAGACGGGCUUUACAAAACUGAACAGCUACAUACAAGGCAAAAACGAGAAAGAGAUGAAAAUAAAGAUGACAGCCCCAGUGAUGAGCUACGUGGAACCCGGUUCAGGUCCUUUUAGUGAGUCUACCAUUACCAUUUCCCUGUAUAUUCCCUCUGAACAGCAAUUUGAUCCACCCAGGCCUUCAGAGUCAGAUGUCUUCAUUGAAGACAGAGCCGAAAUGACUGUGUUUGUACGGUCCUUCGAUGGAUUCUCUAGUGCCCAAAAGAAUCAAGAGCAACUUUUGACAUUAGCAAGCAUUUUGAGGGAAGAUGGAAAAGUUUUCGAUGAAAAGGUUUACUACACUGCAGGCUACAAUAGUCCUUUCAAGUUGCUUAAUCGAAAUAAUGAAGUGUGGUUGAUUCAGAAAAAUGAACCCUCCAAAGAAAAUGAAUGAAGAAAUGAAAGGAAGUUCUGUUGCCAGGGGCACAACUCCUGUUUAACGUAGACGCCAACACAACCCAUAAGUAACGUGCGUGUUCUAGACUACUACUAGGAAUUGAGCUUAUUUCCAAUGUGCCUUUUGAAUGCUUGAAGCUUUAUCUAGAUACACAGAUGACAGGGGACAGCAGUCUAUAAAUAUAUAGAUUGGUCAUAACUCUGGUGGCCUUUAUUUUUGUGAGGAUCCAGGGAAAUGUCACAUGAUGUCCCUCUUCCUCACUGCAUCACAAUCAUGUUGCCUUUUUCUGCUUGAAUUUGUCAGCUGGUUGUUAGUCCCUCCAUAUAUUAUCAAUAAAAGUGUUAAAGAUU
Messenger RNA from Carlito syrichta (Philippine tarsier), 1070 nucleotides. RefSeq names its product heme binding protein 2 (gene HEBP2). NCBI's taxonomy places the organism in Eukaryota, Metazoa, Chordata, Mammalia, Primates, Tarsiidae. The record is from RefSeq and is a predicted model, not a curated record. The annotation marks the transcript as partial. The transcript is spliced from 4 exons. Gene Ontology annotation, cellular component: cytoplasm.